Molecule: messenger RNA, 2371 nt
Organism: Salvia miltiorrhiza (redroot sage)
Lineage: Eukaryota; Viridiplantae; Streptophyta; Magnoliopsida; Lamiales; Lamiaceae
Exons: 10
Coding region: 594-2180 (528 amino acids)
Source: RefSeq, a predicted model, not a curated record
UAGUAAAGAAAAGUGAAUCAUCUCUUAGGAAAAUCCUCACGCCAAGACCUUUACCUUUUCUAAAUUAUCAUGCCAUUGUAUAUAUUAAUAUUUCACGUCACACCAUUUUAUAUAGGCUGAAAUUACUAAGUGGGAGUGGUGAUAGGUCCCUAAAUCUGGACAUGGAGAGUUUGAAGUUUGAAUCCAUUUGGUCUCAGCAACAGUAGCUUUCUGAGGCAGAUUUUCAAGACUGUGUGUAUGUGUGUGAGGCAGUGAGGGUGAGUAGUCUUUCUCUUUCAACAGGAGCAGAGAGAAAUGCAGAAACAUACUUUGUUGUCACCGAAUUUAAUGCUUCUUGGAGCUUUCUCACAUGGCGUUAUUUUCUUUGCUUGCGUUUCUGUUUAGGGUGUUUUCGCUCUCUGCCGUGCUGUCCGCUUCUAGCAUUUAUUGCCCUCUGCAAUUUUGAUUAAACAUUAGUACAUACCUCGAGAUUUCACCUCAACCAUUUACUAUCUUCUUCAUGCAUUAACUCUCCAUCCUUCUCUCUCUAAGGUGAAAAAAAAAUGAGGAAGAAGAGUUAGUAAUCAAGAAUUUUUUGCGUGUGUUGAUAGAAUAUGGGGCACUUGAACAAGUUGGAGCCCAAGAAGAGGCAACUCUCCUCAGCCAGUUUGUUGAAAGAAGAGAUUGUGCAGCUCCAGAAAGAGCUAGAGGGCCAAACUGUGGUGCGUUCCGCGCUAGAGAAGGCGCUGAAUCACCGGCCUCUCUUGGAUGACUCGACGUUCAAAUCACUCUCUCAGCCUGCAGAAAAUCUGGUAAAAGAGAUAGCCCUUCUGGAGUUGGAGGUUGUGUAUUUGGAGAAGUACCUUCUCUCAAUGUACAGAAGCAGCUUCGCCAAGAGGCUAUCGCCUCUGCCUAAAGGGGACGCGAGGCCAAAAACUGAUGCUGAAGCUCCGAGUUGGAUCAGGUCUGUGGAAGUAGUUGCCAAGAGUAGUUUGGAAUCAGUGAGUGAAGAGUCUGUGAUUAGGGUUGGUGGGGAUGAUCCGAAUAACGCGUUUCCUCUGAGAUGCAACGAGCUUCUUGGCUCAGACGCGUUGGCAGACACUGGUAUCUACCGGAGCCACUCAUCACUCUCUCACUCGGCUUGCUCCUUCAGAGCUUCGCCUCCGAAUGGAGCUGUAGCCGAAGCCCUAGACUCCUACCAUUCUCUGCCUUUAUCCAUGCUUGAGCACACGUCGGAAGAUGGUAAUCGAGCAGAGGACCCUCGUUGUAGCUUCCGAGAAACUCCCAACUGGAUUUCUGAGGAGAUGAUCAGAUGCAUCUCAACCAUCUAUUGUCAUCUGUCUGAUCCUCCUCUCCCCUCUCAAGCUUUCGGCUCUUUCUCUCUCUCAUCGCCUCACAGCAAGCUCUCUCCACAAGCGCCGUGGCAGAACAUUCCUCUCCCAAAGGAACAUUCUGGAUCAUUCUACACAAUGGUGCAAGUGUGCAGCAUUGUAAGAGAUUCACAGAGGCUAAAUUCUGUUCAAGACCUGCUGCACAAGUAUAGGUGCAUCAUUUCUAAACUGGCCCAAGUGGAUCCAGGCAGAUUGAAUCAUGAAGAGAAAUUAGCAUUCUGGAUCAAUGUACACAAUGCACUAGUAAUGCAUGCGUUUAUAGUAUACGGCGUUCCACGAGGAAGCCUAAAGAGGAUCUCCCUAGUCCUCAAGGCUGCAUACGACGUUGGAGGCCACACAAUCAGCGUUGACACUAUACAAAGCUCGAUUCUGAGGUGCAGACUGCCUCGUCCAACUCAGUGGCUGCACGCGCUGUUUUUCCCCAAGACGAAGUUCAAGGCAAGGGAUCCGCGCAAAUCAUAUGCAUUGAAGCAUCAAGAGGCGCGGCUGCACUUCGCCCUGUGCUCAGGAUGCCGGUCAGAUCCAACAGUUCGCCUCUACACGGCGAAGAGGGUGCACCAAGAGCUGGAGAUGGCUAAAGAAGAGUACAUCCAAAUGAGCAUAAAGGUGCACAAGGAGCAGAGGAGAUUGGUUGUGCCAAAGAAUGUGGAGUAUUUCAUAAAGGAAAUGGGGUUGUCUCCAUUAGGCACUGCAGAGAUGCUUGAGCACUCAAUGCCUCAUCCUGAUAGAGGGAAGCUAUGGCGAAAAGUCGAUUAUGCCCCUCACGACUUCGCCUUCCGUUUCCUGCUCUCGGACGAGCUCAUCAGAUGACAUGCAAUUUUUUCCACAGCUUUGAAUGACGAAUGAAUCGCUGAGUUAUGAGGAUUUUUUGUGAUGUGAUUCACUUGUCAUUCCAAAGACUGGUUGAUUUGUAUGUGUUGUGAGGAUUGUAAAGGAUUGAGUUUGUGUUGCCUUCUCCUUUUCAAUUGCAUUGUUUGUACAAUGUGUGUGCUUUAUUUUCA